Oppia nitens is the source of this 1655-nucleotide messenger RNA. RefSeq names its product argininosuccinate lyase-like (gene Argl). The transcript is spliced from 10 exons. The record is from RefSeq and is a predicted model, not a curated record. Gene Ontology annotation, molecular function: argininosuccinate lyase activity. The coding region runs from base 173 to 1612 and encodes 479 amino acids. NCBI's taxonomy places the organism in Eukaryota, Metazoa, Arthropoda, Arachnida, Sarcoptiformes, Oppiidae. Gene Ontology annotation, cellular component: cytosol.
UUAUUAUAAUUAUUGAAAUAAUCAUAAGUUUUUUUUUUGAUGACAACAUUUUUCACGCCAAAAACAUUUUUGUUAUUAUUAUAAUUAUUAUUAAUAUUUUAAAAAUCAAAUUGUAAUUAAUUGCUAAAUGAAAUACUGAAAUAUCCCAAUAAAACCAAACAAACAAAAAACUAUGAGUGAAAUCGAGACCAGUAUUGACUUGAGAUAUGAGACUAAAGAAGACAAACAAAUCAAACUAUGGGGCGGAAGGUUUGAGUCGGGUUUGGAUCCACUGAUGGAAGAGUUUAAUGAUUCGCUAAGAUUUGAUAAACGACUGUUCGCUGCGGAUAUCACCGGAAGUAUUGCUUACGCGAAAGCUCUCAGAAAAUGCGAUCUUUUGAAAGAAACGGAAUUCAAUCUAAUGAAAGAAGGACUCGAGAGUAUUGAGAGAGAGUGGAAAAACGGCUCGUUUACCAUCAAAGCUGGCGAUGAAGACAUUCAUACGGCUAACGAAAGAAGACUUAAGGAACUAAUUGGCACUGAAACCGGUGGUAAACUGCAUACCGGUCGCAGUCGUAACGAUCAAGUGGCCACCGAUAUGAAAAUCUGGUUACGGGAAUCGCUAAAAGAAUUGCUUAAAUAUAUGCUUAAAUUGAUUGAUGUUAUCGUCAAACGGAGCACUCAAUAUUUGGACGCAUUAAUGCCGGGCUAUACUCAUCUGCAAAGAGCACAACCCGUUUACUUCAGCCAUUGGUUGCUGUCGUUUGCAUUCAUGUUUCGCCAGGACUGCCAGCGACUGGUCUCACUUGUCGACCGAAACAAUGUGUGUCCACUGGGCAGCGGAGCGCUGAGCGGUAAUCCGUUUAACAUUGAUCGCGAUUUUCUGGCCAAAGAAUUGGACUUUGAUUCGUGUUCACUGAAUAGUAUGCAAGCAGUCGGCGAUCGUGACUUUGUAGCCGAAUUUCACUUCUGGUCGUCGCUGACCAUCGUUCAUAUGAGCAAAUUGGCCGAAGACUUGAUACUAUGGAGUUCCAAGGAGUUCGGGUUUAUCGAAAUAUCCGACUCAUUCAGUACCGGAUCGUCACUAAUGCCCCAGAAGAAGAAUGCCGACAGUCUUGAGCUGAUUAGAGGCAAAUCGGGACGAGUUAUCGGCAAUUUGACCGCAAUCUUAGUGGUACUCAAGGGUCUUCCAUCUACGUUUAAUAAAGAUCUUCAGGAAGACAAGGAAGGCAUGUUUGACACUAUGGACACAAUGAAGAAUGUUAUUCAAGUGACCACUGGAGCUAUCGAUACGUUGACUUUAAACCGAAACAAAUGCAUUGAAGCCCUCAGCAGCGAUAUGUUGGCCACAGAUAUUGCCUACUAUUUGGUCCGCAAAGGGGUGUCAUUCCGUAAAUCUCAUGAAUUGGUGGGCAGUGUUGUGGCGGCCGCCGAAAGAAUGGGCACUGAAUUACAUAACUUACCGAUUGCUGUGUUUAAGGAGAUAUCCGACAAUUUCGACGACGAUAUCAGACUAUUGUGGAACUUCGAGAACAGUGUCAACCAAUAUGUGGCCAAAGGAGGCACCAGUAGGUCGAGUGUUGUCCAACAGAUUGCCUUCUUGAAGGAAUGGAUCAAACAAAUGGAUGAAUAAGAUAUUUAAAAACAAAAUAAAUAUAAUAAUAAUAAUUAUUAUU